This is a messenger RNA of Ostrea edulis (European flat oyster), 1015 nucleotides long. RefSeq lists its product as uncharacterized. The record is from RefSeq and is a predicted model, not a curated record. The coding region runs from base 64 to 444 and encodes 126 amino acids. NCBI's taxonomy places the organism in Eukaryota, Metazoa, Mollusca, Bivalvia, Ostreida, Ostreidae. The transcript is spliced from 3 exons.
CUUAAGCAUACCGAACCCGAUUGUCUUUAUAAGCGAAAUUUUCGAAGCCCUCGAGAUUCAAACAUGGGGAAGCUAUACGAUUUAUUGAUACAACCUUUUGUAAAUUACACUGAAGGAAAAGCAGGGCCGCAGAGAGAGACAUUGUGGAGCAUACAGCGGGCACAAAGGGCUGGUGGGGGAUCAGCCGGGGACCCCCAGCAGAAGGAGGAAUGUUACACGUGCAAGGCAGUCGUUAUAGCAAUAUUGACCAUGUACGGCACAGCUAUUCUCGCUAUUCCCAAAACUGAGAAAUAUCAACAGAGUAUGAAAAAAUACCUCCGAGAUAAAAACACAGUGUUAGCCAUCUUUGCUGUUCAUUCCUUCUUUGGGUGUGGGUGUUUUGUUGCUGCACUUUAUCAGACUUACAAACUGAAAGAAAUGCUGGAUCGACGGAAACUUCAGUAAAAGAAAUUCUUAUGUAUAAAUCACCAACAUGAAGGAAAUUAUUAACAAUAUAGUGAGAUUGCAUGUAUAAAUGAUCAACAUGAAGGAAAUUAUUGAACUAUGGUGGGAUGAUGAUCAUUAUUUUCAAUGAUCCAAGUUACCGUUCUUUCAUCGAUGCAAACACUGGCGCUUAUACGACAUGACGAUUCACAACAACAUAUAGCACUGGGUUAGACAUAUGGCUUUUGAUAUUCAGUUUAGUAGUAGCAAUGGAAGCGAUUUUAAAUCGCGAAGUCCCAGUAUUCAAUUUUAAUAAUCCGAUUUUACCAAUCACUUUUGAUGUCCGCGUAAGGUCAUGUUGGUUUCUGAUAUUAAAGCUACUCUUCUCAUUGAAGUAAUUCACGCCAUCUAUUAGCAGACUCAUUCGUAAGACUUAGAAAAAAGCAACGCUUAUUUUCACGUCAUUGUAUUCCGUGCAAGUGGAUGUUGGUGGUUAAAUGCAUGUGUGGAGGUGGAAAACACUUGAUAUACCAAUUUUUACUGUUGUUUUGUUGGUACAUGUAAUAUACAUAUAAAUGUACUUUUUCAUGUA